Molecule: messenger RNA, 418 nt
Organism: Linum tenue
Lineage: Eukaryota; Viridiplantae; Streptophyta; Magnoliopsida; Malpighiales; Linaceae
Source: the annotation of a GenBank genome assembly
CAGGCUAAGGAAGAAGCUAAAAGGGCGAAACAGCUCGAAAGAGCUGAAAAAAAUAGAUUGGCAGCCAUACAGAAGCAGCAACAGAGGGCUGCAAAAGCAGCAGCAAAAGCGCCACUGAGUCAGCCCAACACUGUCCAGCUCAUGCCAGAUGGAACUACUAGGAGGCCACGGAUUGAGGCAUCACAGCAGCCCACACAAGGAUGUGGAGGAUCGCAAAAUGUAAGCCAAGUGACUCAAGAGCACGAGUGAAGAUUAGAUGAAGUUUAGGUCCAAAUGAUAAUUACCAUUUUGAAGCCUCCAAUUGGCUAGUAAUGUAGACGUUGAAUGUUGCUUUGUCGUAUUAGAUAGCCUAUUAGAUAAUGGUGAAUUGCUCUUUUGGAAAAACACUGUCCUCGAGGCUAUAAUUAUCAUUUGGACC